Camellia sinensis is the source of this 1191-nucleotide messenger RNA. Its product is annotated as putative protein phosphatase 2C 55. Gene Ontology annotation, biological process: protein dephosphorylation. Lineage: Eukaryota; Viridiplantae; Streptophyta; Magnoliopsida; Ericales; Theaceae. Gene Ontology annotation, molecular function: protein serine/threonine phosphatase activity. The record is from RefSeq and is a predicted model, not a curated record.
GAUCUUAACAUAUAUGCGCUCAAAGAAGUGUGGACGGUUCAAAUUAGGUAAAUUUUAUAGGACAGAUAAUCCUAUACCAACCCUAGUGUAAAUAAUCCCACCACCUCAACACUUAGCAUAUAUAAAGCAAAGAGCAAUUGUAUCUUCCGAAGAAGUGUUCUACCAGAACGAGGAAUUGUGGUCGUUUCCGAUUUCUUUGGCUAAAACAUAUACAAAUCAGUACUUAUAUCUGAAAUUUCUGUCUCUGUUUUUGCUAAUUUUAGGGUUCUUUAGGCUGAGUUCUGUUUGACACUCACCAUGGAUGAUAGCUUGAAGAUGGUUUGUGGAGCUUUCUAUAUACCUAAGGACGAUCCUUCAAACCCUCAAGGGGACGAUGCCCAUUUUAUUUGCUUAGAAAAACAGACAAUCGGCAUCGCGGAUGGUGUUGGAGGGUGGAGUAAGUAUGGAGUGGAUGCUGGACAAUAUGCUCGCCAACUCAUGGCUAACUCUGUCGACGCAAUCCAAAAUGCACAAGAGGGUUAUCUUCAUCCUAGUAGAAUUUUGUCUCAAGCUUACUCAAAAACCAAUGUUCAAGGAUCAUCCACAGCUUGCAUACUUGCUCUAAAAAACAAUCGUUUGCGUGUUGCUAACAUUGGAGAUAGCGGAUUUAUGUUGAUUAGAAAGGGAGAGAACGUAUACCAAUCAAGCAUUCAACAACACAGUUUCAAUUGCCCAUACCAGCUUGGAAAUCGUAAAUCAGCAGAUCGCCCAACUGCAGCACAGACUUACAAGAUUCCGGUAAAAUCAGGGGACGUAAUCAUUUUGGGUACCGAUGGAUUGUUUGAUAACAUGUUUGAAUAUGACAUCCAACAAGUUGCCAAAAUGACCAUUGGCCAUGAUUCCGAACCAGAGCAGGUUGCUUGGGCAAUAGCUCAACAUGCUUAUUACAACUCGGUCGAUAGACAUGUAGCAACUCCAUUCACUCAGGCUUCUUUGAAGGCCGGAAAAAAACAUCUUGGUGGCAAAGUAGAUGAUAUAACCGUCAUUGUUGCUUACGUUGUUGAAAAAAUAGAUUGAUGUUCUUGGAGCUGUUAAGUGUUCAUGUCAUUGAUUGAUUUAGCUGUGAAGAGUUCAGUGCGUGUGUUGAACAAUUUUUUUUAAGAAAUCUAUUUUGUUAGCAAGCAGUUAAUUGAAGAAUAUUGAAUACUCUAC